AUGGUCGCGCCUUCAGCCGAGGAGGCGUCGGAUGCACUUGUGGCGGGUUCUGGCGCCGAGAGGCCUGCGAGCUCCGCGGAAAAGAGACCGGACGGAGAGCCCGCGCGGCACACGCACGAAGAAAACGUGGGCGCGGAUGCCGGCAGCUCCACGAGGGAGGAGGGAAGGCCUCAGACGAAAGGAAGACCUGUGUGCUGUGUGAGAGACGAUACAGGCGCCGGGCAACAAGCGGAGAGCACUUCUGCUGACGACCACCUGACACCUUCCGAUGGAGACUCCGAGCGCCCCUCUGGAGCCGACGCGGAGACAGGGACGAGCGAUCCCGCGAGAACAGAGAAGACCGAUGAGAAAGUAGACAGGGCGACUGCGGGAGAAGGUGCCGGCUUGGAGACCGGAAGGGAAUCUGGCAAGACGAAGCUUCAGACUCGGCAGCAGGACACAGGGCGCAAACCAGGGCACUCUCGACUGCACUUUGAAGAAACGUCUCACACGCACGCUUUAGAGCUGGGGACGGACUGCGUGUGGGACUUUGUGAGCGAGGGGUACGUACACCUCGUGCUGCAGAAGCGCUGCCAGGAGAAGGCGGCGCGGCUGAAGAAGGCGGAGCUCGAGGCGAGCCCAGAGGGACCCGAGGCGGCGGACGGCGGCCAGGAGUCUCUCGUGUGCCGGGCGUGCCAAGAACUGCACAGCGACGGGGUCACAGCCGGCGACGGCGCCGAGAAGCCCCCGCGCCUCGCCGCAGACGCUGAACCGGAGAAACGCACGCGCACAUGCGCACUGUGUGGAGCUGUUGUCGCCCUGAAGGAGAACGGCGACGCGCAGACUGCAGCGGCGACGGAGAACGGACCUCACGCGGGCGAGGGCGCCGGCCGACCGGGCCCUCGGGACAGUGACAUGGGCCUGCCGACGUCGCCGCCGGCUGAGACCCCUUCGCCCCUCUCGCCCGUCUCCUGCAAGAGCGGCCGCGAGUUGGGCUCCUGCAGCGCGACACAUGACCGCGGAAUUCCCGGCGCCAGCUGGAAGAAAGUCAGCGGCUGGGUGCUUGAAUUCAACCAAAUGCUCGCGGCGUCGCUGGACAGCCAGCGAGACUACUACGAGAACCGGCUACACCGCAUGGCGCAGCUGUACGCGCCGCCUCUCGCCGAGUGCCGCGACGCAGUUGUGACGGCGCAGCAGACCGUGGCAGAGCUCCAGGCGCAGGUGUCAAGGGAAGAAGAAGCCCUCGCCGCAAUAGAAGCCGAAGCGAAGGCCCUGGCGCAGGAGGCUGACCGCCUGACGGCGCAGCACACGACGCUCCAGAAGCUGCAUGCACAGCUCGAGGAACAGGCCAGCGAGGCGCGGCAGAGACAAGACGAGGAAAAACGGAAGGUGGCGGAGAGGAUUCAGGAGCGCCUCGCGGAGAUUGAAGACCUUAAACAGCAGAUUCGAGAUGUCUGUUUCCACGUCCAGGCCUCGGCGCAACUCUCAGCUGUGCCCGACGCUAAGGACUCGUACAUGCUUCUCGGUCAGCGCGCGUCAUCUGGCUCUUCACGCGGAGGCCGCGCGCAUGCGCAGAGGGACGCUGCCGGCCCCGGCGGGUCUGGUGGCGGCCCCGGCGGGUCUAGUGGCGGCCCCGGCGGGUCUGGUGGCGGCCCCGGCGGCGGCCGACGAGGCGAGAGACGAAGGGGCGGAGGGAAACGCUGA
Molecule: messenger RNA, 1683 nt
Organism: Besnoitia besnoiti
Lineage: Eukaryota; Apicomplexa; Conoidasida; Eucoccidiorida; Sarcocystidae
Exons: 8
Coding region: 1-1683 (560 amino acids)
Biological process (GO): protein ubiquitination; Ras protein signal transduction
Cellular component (GO): cytoplasm
Molecular function (GO): ubiquitin protein ligase activity
Source: RefSeq, a predicted model, not a curated record